Molecule: messenger RNA, 1791 nt
Organism: Penaeus chinensis
Lineage: Eukaryota; Metazoa; Arthropoda; Malacostraca; Decapoda; Penaeidae
Exons: 13
Coding region: 1-1791 (596 amino acids)
Cellular component (GO): membrane
Molecular function (GO): ligand-gated monoatomic ion channel activity
Source: RefSeq, a predicted model, not a curated record
AUGCGUAUUAAGCUUACCAUUGGCAACCUUGCAGCUGACUACAGGUUCACAUCAGCAACAGGAGUAAUAAAGGACAUUUUUGCGUCCGUAUCCCUUCCGCGUUGCUCCGCCAUAUUGGUGACAGACGGAACAGUUUCGACGCCUGCAGUCAAUGAGGUGCUUGCCAGUAUCCCAGCUCCGUGGGGCGUGGGUGUGUACGAAAUGGACAAAGAUAAUAGAACUGACGUGGAGAAUUCUCUAAUAUUAAGCGAGGCUCGGAAGUUACGUAUGUCGUCGUGGUGCGUGAACGUGGUCGUCCUGAGCGACGACCCCGCCUUCCUGGCCUCCUUCGCCGAGUCGUCGCUCCGGGGCCGCCUCCUGGUGUGGGCCACGAGGCUCCUGGUCGUCACCCGCCGGCCCCUUCAGGAGGUCGGCGGCGUCCUCGCAACCCACUGGACUUUCUCCAUGAUGAAUGCUAUGGUCGUUAUCUUGGGAGAGGAGAAUUUUGCCCGAAUCAACGGUACAUGCUAUAUGUCUACAUUCAGUACUACUUUCCUCCCUUUACCUACUGUGUUCAGCUUGGUAUCGUUGCCUCUAAAUUCAUCCACAAUGUCAAAAACUUCAAAGCAAACUGUUCAAGGAAGCCAAGUGGUGCGUUUGGCUCACUGGACCCCUCAGCGAGGCCUAGCCGUUCGAAGUGGCUCAAAGCUCUUCCCGCAGAAGUUUGACAAUUUUUAUGGCGGUAGGAUCAGUGUGACAGCCAAAAACUAUAAGCCUCUGUGGUUUGAAGUAGAGGAGGUUGCACCCAAUGGCAGGGUUUUGAAAAGAACAACUGGAAUGGAUUACCUUCUCCUCGAUGCCGUGUCGAAGAGCUUGAAUUUUACGUACAACAAUCUCCAUGUCGACUCGUGGGCUGAGGCUUUGGACCUUACAAGCCAAAGGAUCUCCUUCGUGACACCCGUAUACCACGCUGUCCUCGCCACCCGCCUGAAGCGCUUCGACUACAGCAUGGGCUACACUUUUGCCUUCAUAUCCUUCAGUAUGAAAAAGCCUGAAAUUCAGCCUCAAUGGCAAAGCCUGUAUUACCCUCUGGCGGACCAAGUGUGGCUGGCUAUCCUGAUGAUCGUGAUUCUAGCGCCGGGGUUGCUGGUGGUGGUGCGUUGCGUGGCCCGAACAGAGGCUGCUCUCCUGGAUGAUCGUGAUGUGAUGACGCUUCGAAACGGCUUCACUCUGAUGUUCGGAUCGCUCCUUGGGCAAAGCGUGGAAAUGGGGAGGACCAGUAAGAACGGCUUCCGAGUUCUUGUAGGAGGAUGGCUGAUCUUUGCCUUCAUCGUAGGAACGGCUUAUCGAGGCAACCUGACCGCAGCUCUCACUCUGCCCAAGUACCCGCCGAGACCCGAGACGAUCGAGCAACUCGUCGGCAAUGCCAAAAUGGUAACCAUUAUGCCAUGGGGGAAGGAUUUCAAGACGUACUUCAAGGAUUCGGACUCUCCCGUGUUCGAAAAGCUGUCGGAUCUGAUGCUUGUGGGAAUUGACACCAUCGAGGGACUGCAACAAGCGAUCGAUUCAAGACAAGCACACAUGGAAACCAUCCACAAGCUAAAACUCGACAUCGCCGAACAAUUCACUCGACUGGACGGCUCGACCCAGCUGUACAUCGGCCGAGAGAACGUGAUGCCCGGACUGGCUGCCUGGCCCCUACCACACGACGCUCCUUACACGGCAAAUAUCAAUCGCUGUCUACUUGCCGUUGUAGAGCUCGCUGUAUCUGUACUGCCGGACUCUACAGCAAAUGGGAAGCUGAAAUGGUAG